Messenger RNA from Melampsora larici-populina 98AG31, 813 nucleotides. RefSeq lists its product as uncharacterized. The record is from RefSeq and is a predicted model, not a curated record. The transcript is spliced from 3 exons. Lineage: Eukaryota; Fungi; Basidiomycota; Pucciniomycetes; Pucciniales; Melampsoraceae. The coding region runs from base 1 to 813 and encodes 270 amino acids.
AUGAUAGCACUGCCAGUCCGACGUGAAUUCCUAUCUCCUAACACCCGCCCCUAUGGCUCUGUUUCCUCAGGUGUGGUCACCAGUCGUUCAUCUACGAAUAGAAGCACAGAUGAAUUACGUCGCAUUGCACGUAAGGCGCUCCAGGAUCACAGGAACAUGUUUGGCAAUCCCUUAGAAACCCCAAGCGUUGAAUCAAUCCUCGAAGCCUAUGAAAGGGAUGGCAAUGGUGAUACAAAACUACUUAUGGCCAUCUUGCAAGCCAAAAGACAGGAGGACGAGCGAGUUGCCGCACACUAUGAUCUCCAAGCUGCGAACUUCAAUCAUGUCCGGCGACGCACGACAAUGAUCUCCAAUAGAUCAAGUUCAAUUCAGCCAUGUAAGGCUGCGCUCCAACGACAAUCAUCGAGUUCCUCGACUUCGACCGCUAGUACUGCGCCAUUGGCAAAUAGUGCCAAACGAGAUCGAGAUUCUUCAGAAGAGCCACUGUCAAAGGGUCAUAAUCCGAAAACCAAGAUUAUCCGACUCAGUCCAUUGAAACUAAGCCAUACAUCAUCUUCGUCAGUCAAAACCUUUUCUGCACAAUCUGGAAGCAGCUUCUCGGGCAAAUCGUCAAAGCCGCGAGAAAAUGCAUCCACUUGCCGCCCAUCUUCCGAGAGUCCACCCUUGGAAUCUGUCCUAACACCCAGGUCGUCUCGCGAGGGGUCAACACCGGCAAUUUUGACCGAUGUAUCUCCGAGAAGCUCUCCACUUUCUUUCUCACUUGCAAGAUUACUCAAUGAUCCCAUCACAGUCACUCCUCACUCCUCUCCAUGA